Molecule: messenger RNA, 1463 nt
Organism: Prosopis cineraria
Lineage: Eukaryota; Viridiplantae; Streptophyta; Magnoliopsida; Fabales; Fabaceae
Product: high mobility group B protein 7-like
Exons: 7
Coding region: 210-806 (198 amino acids)
Source: RefSeq, a predicted model, not a curated record
ACAAAUUUGCAAAUUCGCAAUCUCGCGGUGAUGAAAUUUCGCAGGGCGCCACUUGCAGCUUGUUUGCGGGUCUCCGAACCAAAGAAUUACUCACUUAAAUGUCUAAUUGCCAGGAGACCAGAACCGAGUCGAGCAAGCUUGACGUAGCGCCUUAAUGGCGACUUUGCACAGAAGCAGGAAAAGGGUCAGCGCCUUUCGCCGUGCUCCCGAUGGAAGCGCUUUUGAGAUGUGUUUUCAAUGCUGUACAUUUCAGUGAGGGAUGUGGAACAUCGGUGGCCAUUGCGUUGGCUGACAUGCACGAAUGUGAACCGAAGAGGGGCGUCAAGAGGUUCAGGGAAAUAAAUGUGAAGCAACUAAUGAAUAAAAGUUUUGAAGAUUUGAACCAACACGUGCCGAAUAGAAGUCCUGAACAUGUGAGCCAACAUGUGACGAAUAAACGUUUUGAAGACCAACCCAGAUCACCUUUCCGCUUGUUUAUGGAAAGCUUCGUCAAGAUCAGCAAUAAUGGAACUUUGCUUGAAAUUGAUAGGAAAGGGUUUGAGACCUGGAAAAGCAUGACGGAGGAUGAAAGGCAACCAUAUGUUCUUCAAGCUGAAAAAUUAGACUCUGCAUACCAACGAGCUUUGAAUAAAGAGGUUAAUGAUAUGAUACAGGUGGAUGAUGAGGCUGAUUCAGCAAUGGUUGGGAAGAUUGACAUGUUUUUUCAGUUCUGUUGUGAAGAACCCUCGGAUUCCUCUGAAUACUACUCAGAAUUCUCAGAUGAUUGCUAUACAAUGGAGAACAAUCAGCUUCCUGGACGGACCUGACUGCUUUAUUAAUUAUUAUUAACUUCGAAUUAGGAAUAAGGGAAUCAUGGAUUUUGGAGGAGAUGUCCCUCAGUAAACUCGGAGGCGGCAUUUUACGUUGAACAUUCUGUACAGUGGGACCCCCAUCAAGGAGACACUGUUGGAAAAUUCAGUUGCACGCAGUUUCUCGAAAGGAAGUCUGUUGGAUAUUGUACAGUGAUAGUCUACAAUUUCUGCUUCUAAUAUAUUGAAGCUGGAGGAGUUUUGUUUUGGGGCUCUCCUUGCUGACAUGUGAGUGUGAUCUUGGAAUGAGAAGAUGCUGAUUGACAUUUGAUUUUGUAUGUUUUGGUGAAAUGUUCCGCCAGUGUUAUUUUGUUUUUGACAGGAGAUUGCAUUUUGCUAUAGAAUUCUAUCUUUGAUGGAGACGGUUCAGUUGGCUGAUAUUCAAUGUGAAAUAUGAAAACGAUUCAUGGCACUUGGCUUCUUUUACUGAACCUGAAAUUAACCAGGAAAAAAGCUCUUUUUUGGGCUGCCAAGCAACAUGGAAGGAAACUAGUGCACGGAAUCAAGACAUACUAGUAAAAACUAUAUAAUUGUAAUUAGGGGGCCAAACUUAUCAUGAUUUAUAUCAUGCUUAUCUUUUCUCACAUUAGAAUCUUUACUAAAUGUGGCCUAAAA